AUGACAUCCACCUCCCAACCCCCGCCCUGGUACAACGCCUUCCCUGCACCCAUCAGCACCGCGGCGCUCCUCACCCAUGACGACGCCCUCUCCUCCCUCUCCGAUCCCGCCACAUCAGACAAUCUGCUCCUCGUGGAUGUGCGUCGAACAGACUACGAGGGCGGCACGAUCCAGGGUAGUUUGAACAUUCCCGCGCAGUCCUUUUACUGGAACCGAGCUGUGCUGUAUGAUUUGUGCAAAAGGGCUGGGGUGAAGAAGGUCGCUUUUUAUUGUGGCUCAAGUAGUGGACGAGGCCCGCGAUGUUCAGCCUGGUUUGCAGACUAUCUAGCCGACAAGGACGACAAGGAUAUACAGUCUCUGACUCUGGUGGGAGGAAUCAAAGCAUGGGUAAAGGCCGGGGAUAAGUACACAAACGCAAUGCAUGGCUUUGAUCCUGCGUACUGGAAGCAAUUCGAAUAG
Periconia digitata is the source of this 459-nucleotide messenger RNA. Lineage: Eukaryota; Fungi; Ascomycota; Dothideomycetes; Pleosporales; Periconiaceae. The record is from the annotation of a GenBank genome assembly.